Molecule: messenger RNA, 612 nt
Organism: Nicotiana attenuata
Lineage: Eukaryota; Viridiplantae; Streptophyta; Magnoliopsida; Solanales; Solanaceae
Product: probable serine/threonine-protein kinase At5g41260
Exons: 5
Coding region: 1-612 (203 amino acids)
Biological process (GO): protein phosphorylation; brassinosteroid mediated signaling pathway
Molecular function (GO): protein kinase activity; ATP binding
Source: RefSeq, a predicted model, not a curated record
AUGCAUCAACGCCAGUGCGCGGAAACGCUGCAUCAACGCCAGUGCGCCCUAGCUAAUUCGCUGCUGCAUCAACGCCAGUGCGCGGAAACGCCAGUGCGAUUUACAGUGCGUCAACGAUUGUGCACAUCUUCUUCCCAGAUUUAUAAAGGCUUGCUUGAAAAUGGUCGUUGGGUUGUUGUUAAAAGAUUCAAUAGGUCUGCUUGGUCUGAUUCGCGCCAAUUCUUGGAUGAGGCAAAGGCAGUGGGGAAUCUGAGGAGUGAGAGAUUGGCAAAUCUAAUUGGAUGUUGCUGUGAAGGGGAAGAAAAAUUGCCGGUGGCUGAAUUCAUGCCUAAUGAAACCCUUGCAAAGCAUUUGUUUCACUGGGAGAAUCAACCUAUGAAAUGGGCGAUGAGGUUGAGGGUCGCUUUUUACCUAUCACAAGCUUUGGAAUACUGCAGUAGCAAAGGUCGGGCGUUAUAUCACGAUCUUAAUGCUUACAGAAUCUUAUUUGAUCAGGAUGGUAAUCCUAGACUCUCUUGCUUUGGCUUGAUGAAGAACAGUAGAGAUGGAAAGAGUUACAGUACAAACUUGGCUUUCACUCCCCCUGAGUACUUGAAAACAGGUCAAAUAUGA